This is a messenger RNA of Lachancea fermentati, 678 nucleotides long. The record is from the annotation of a GenBank genome assembly. NCBI's taxonomy places the organism in Eukaryota, Fungi, Ascomycota, Saccharomycetes, Saccharomycetales, Saccharomycetaceae.
AUGGGUUUAAAAGUAGUGGUGAUUGGCGCGAAUGGAAGAGUUGGGCGUAUCUUAUGUGCACAAUUGAAGGCGAAUGAUAAAUUUGACACACCAUUAGCUAUCGUUCGCACAUCAGAGCAAGUUCAAUAUUUUGAAAACCAAGUAGGGGUUUAUGCAUCUCUAACAAACAUUGAAGAUUCAAACAUUGAUGAGAUUGCAGAUGUUUUGGAAGGUUAUGAUGCAGUUGUCUGGACAGCUGGUGCCGGAGGUAAAGGAAUUGAAAGGAUUUUCACAGUGGAUCUAGACGGAGCCAUGAAGGUGAUCGAGGCCUGUGAAGCAGCAGAUGUCAAGAGAUUUGUGAUGGUUUCAGCGAUUAAUGCAGAACACCGGGAGUUUUGGUGGCACACUGCUCUUAGGAACUACUACAUUGCGAAAAGGACUAGCGAUUUUGUUUUGAGACACUCGAGCUUGGAUUACACGAUCUUGCAACCUGGCUCGCUACUCUCGGGAGAGGGAACUGGCAAACUAUGCCCCGAGGACAGGGUGCAAGAAACACGUAGCAAUCACUAUCAGAUCGAGCGCGAAGACGUAGCAUCUGUGAUUGUGGAGUGUUUAGCCAAUCCAGCUAAAACUGUGAAAAAGACCAUAUCCUUGGCAAAUGGGGACCAGCCCAUUUCCGAAUUUAUACACACACUCUAG